This is a messenger RNA of Heterostelium album PN500, 417 nucleotides long. RefSeq names its product S60 ribosomal protein L28 (gene rpl28). Lineage: Eukaryota; Evosea; Eumycetozoa; Acytosteliales; Acytosteliaceae. The record is from RefSeq and is a predicted model, not a curated record. Gene Ontology annotation, biological process: translation. The coding region runs from base 1 to 417 and encodes 138 amino acids. Gene Ontology annotation, cellular component: cytosolic large ribosomal subunit; ribosome. The transcript has a single exon. Gene Ontology annotation, molecular function: structural constituent of ribosome.
AUGUCAUCAGAGCUCAUUUGGAACGUCAUCAGAGGUAACAACGCUUUCAAGAUUACCAGAGGAAAGACCUCUUUCUCAAGCGAAGCUGGUAAUCUCCGUAACAAGCACAGCUCAAAGUACUCUGGUUUGGCCAACCGUAAGGUCGUCGAUGUCAACGUCAACGCCGCUGGUGCCAUCGAAUUGUCUGCCAAGCGUACCAAGAAGGCUGCCAACCCAGCUGCCUCCUUCGGUCGUGUCCAAUUGUCAAAGAACUACCGUUCAUCCGCCAAGGCCAUCCGUACCCUCACCACCGGUUACGCCCCAGAGCUCCGUGCUGCUGCCCUCGCCCGUUACCACCGUCUCAACAAGACCGCCAAGGCCGCCAACAUGUUGAAGGCUCGUGCUGCCAAGAAGGCUGCCAAGACUGCUGCCAACUAA